UGCUUAGGGUACACAGCUUAUUACUCAAACUUCUUCUUCAUUUAAUUUGUUCUGUUUUAGCUCUCUUUCUCAUCCUCUCUUCGCUUCCCUCUCCUCCUCUGUUUCAACUCUUCAUUUACGCUUGCAUCUUCACUCAACCCCCACUUGUUCCCAAUUCAAAGCUUUCAUUUCCCAGAAGGAGUAAUCAAGCUUGAGUUCUGAGUUCUGUUCUCAAGUGUGCUGAAGCGUGUUCUUCAAAACAACAACAUGCUGUCGAGCAACUAGACCUGCCAAAUUUUGAAUUCAGUACUUUGGAGAUCAGUUGUUGCAAUCAGAAUUCGCGUUUCUAGCUAAGAUGCUCUGUAAGGAUUCAUACAAGAUAAAUUGCUGUGGCCUUUUUCUGUUUUUCUUCUUUAUCCAAAAUGACCCGCGGUUUUGUUUACUAAUAGCUCAUGUCGUGGCAUUAUUAGAUAUGGGAUAAUGAAGUUUGAUUAAAACUUAAAUUUCUAUGGGAUUAAUUGCUCUAAGGGACUGCUUUUCUUGGAAAAUCAUUUUAUGAAGAGGUCUUAUCCAUGUGGAAAUAUAAUGGUUGGUUUCUUCUAUGAGGGAUGGUGUUGAAUUUCAUCUAAAUGAUACAGGACGACUUUGGUAGAAUAGAAGAAGGCGAAAUGAGAAUAAUAUUUAAGCAGGAAGAAGAAAGCACACUCUGAUAGUUCUUAAAUCAUAUCUUAAUAGAACUGACAACCCAAACCCAUGGAAAUUAUAGAGUAUUUGUAAUACGAAACUAAGAUAACUAAGAACUCAAAUUAUAGUUAAAUGAUAUCAAAAUAAUGCCUGAGGCCUCUGGAUGUUUUCAACAUCUAUGAUUUGAGGCUGUAAAUUGCUAAUACAAAUUAGGAUUGACAUGUUCAAGUGGAGGGUGGGCUAGAAUGGAAGUUUCCUUGUGCUUCCUGGGAAUGGGAUACUAAACUCCUGUAGUAUCCUCUCUAUCCCUCUCCUGUGAGGAAAUUGCUAGGAAUUGGAGUUUGGCAGCUACAUAUUGAUGGCUAUGGUUGAAUCGAUUCUUGAUCUUCAAGUACAAGAUCCGCCAGAGGAAGAGUUCUAUUCAGCUGAUUUAACUUGGACCAAGUUUGGCACUGUUGAACACCAUGAUGAAGUAGCUUUGAUUCCUUAUGCCCGAGUAGAUGCAUUUAUAAUUGGUGAAUGUACUAAUAUAGAAUGCCCGACCCGGUUUCAUAUUGAGAGGGGAAGGAAGCGAUCGAGGGGUAGCUUGAAAGAGUUCAAGGAUGAUGAAUAUUUGGAAUAUCGACAAUACUGGUGCUCGUUUGGUCCAGAAAAUUAUGGGGAAGGUGGAAGUAUUUUACCUAGUAGAAGAUAUAGGCUCAACACUCGAAAUCGUGCUGCUAGACCUCAAUCAAUGCGAGGUUGUACCUGCCAUUUUGUUGUAAAGAGACUGUAUGCUCGUCCAUCUCUGGCACUUAUAAUAUAUAAUGAGAGGCGUCAUGUGAACAAGUCUGGCUUUGUAUGCCAUGGGCCAUUUGACAGAGAGGCCAUUGGCCCUGGUGCGAACAAGAUUCCAUAUAUUUGUAAUGAGAUCCAACAACAGACAAUGUCAAUGAUUUACCUGGGAAUUCCUGAGGCAAACAUUGUGGAGAAACAUCUUGAGUGUCUUCAGCGAUAUUGUGGUUCAAAUGCAAAAGCGAAUAGUCUUGCUUCCCAGUAUGUUCACAAACUAGGGAUGAUCAUCAAACGGUCUACCCAUGAGCUUGAUCUGGAUGAUCAAGCUAGCAUUAGCAUGUGGAUUGAGCGCAAUAAAAAGUCCAUAUUUUUUCAUCAGGAUACUUCAGAAGAAAAUCCUUUCAUUCUUGGGAUUCAAACAGAAUGGCAAUUGCAACAGAUGAUUCGGUUUGGCCAUCGUAGUCUCAUUGCUGCUGAUUCAACAUUUGGCAUUAAGAGGCUUAAGUAUCCCCUGUGUACACUUCUCGUGUUUGACUCUAGACAGCAUGCACUCCCUGUUGCAUGGAUCAUCACUCGCAGCUUUGCGAAAUCAGAUGUUUGCAAAUGGAUGAAAGCCUUACUUGAUCGUGCUCAUUCUGUAGAGCCUGGAUGGAAAGUUAGUGGGUUUUUAAUUGAUGACGCAGCCACAGAGAUUGAUCCUAUCAUGGACAUAUUCUGUUGUCCUGUGCUUUUUUCCCUGUGGCGCAUUCGUAGGUCAUGGUUAAAAAAUGUUGUUAGGAAAUGCAGUAGCAUUGAAGUUCAGAGGGAAAUAUUCAAGCGGCUGGGAAAAUUAGUGUACAGCAUUUGGGACGGAGUCAAUACUUCGGUUGUUUUGGAAGAACUUACCCGUGAUUUUGCUGACCAAACCGCUUUCAUGGAAUAUUUCAAGGGUUCUUGGGUGCCAAAGAUUGAAAUGUGGCUUUCUGCGAUGAGAGCUUUUCCACUUGCAAGCCAAGAGGCAUCUGGUGCUAUUGAGGCCUAUCACAUGAAGCUGAAGGCAAAACUGUUUGAUGACUCUCAUCUUGGUGCUUUUCAGAGGGUGGAUUGGUUGGUUCACAAGUUGACCACUGAAUUGCAUUCAACCUACUGGCUAGAUCGCUAUGCUGAUGAAAGUGAUUCAUUUCAAAAUGUGAAGGAAGAGUAUAUUUCUUCUACUUCUUGGCACCGUGCACUGCAAAUUCCAGAUUCUUCAGUUACCUUAGAUGAGGAAAAUCACCUGUUUGCCAAAGUUGUGAGCCAAAAGGACACCAGUGUUUCACAUGUAGUUUGGAAUCCAGGGUCGGAAUUCUCAUUUUGUGAUUGUUCUUGGUCAAUGCAAGGAAAUCUUUGCAAACAUGUGAUCAAGGUGAAUAUGGUAUGUGAAAAUUGCCCGGGUUACAAACCUUCCAUGUCUUUUCAAUCAUUUGAGGAGAUAUUGAUGAAUAUGUCUAAACUACCAAUGGAUGAUUCUGUUGCUUUGGAUGUGUCAAUGGCCUGGACCCAUCAGAUUCUCGAUGAAGUUCAGAAACUUGUUGAAUUGAAUUCUUCAAAUGAUAUUAGCUCUGUGGUAAAUAAGCUGCCCUUGAAAUGGGCUUCUGGGAAGGGUAGAACCAGUUUUAGGAAACCAUCAUCUACCGUGUCUCUUCCAUCGGAGUCCAAUACUGUCAAAAAGGCCAUGCAAAAGAAGAACCAGAAAAGGAAAAGAUUGUCAUCAAUAAGAUAAAUUGCUCUACUUGUCCACCGUUUUAUUCCCAUACGGAUUUGGACAUUGAACGUUGGGUUUCUUUCAAAACUUCGAGUUCAACUCAAAUGAUUGUUUAAGGUCUGGAGCCUUAUUGAGUAACUUAAGAUUGAAGUAUGCUCAUUUAACAAGCACAGAUUACAACUAGGACAGCCAAGAUUAACUGGACGUCACUCAUUAUGUCGCCACACGAAGGCGUAGUUCUCGAGUCUUUCCAUUGAGGCCCUUUUGAUACACUUCAAUUUACCAGGGAUCAUUUGCGGAAACAGUCCUACUUUAUUACAUUACAUUCAGAGUUGAUGCUUCCGAGUUUUGCAGGAAUAUUUAUAUAGAAAACAUUGUCAAUAUGAUCAUUUCAGAUACUUGUUCAUUUUAGGUAGCUUUGCUCGAGUAUGAGUAGAAUUAUUUAGUUAGGCAGUUUUUUGCCAUGCUGAUUUACUGAUUUUAGGUAGCCACUCCAGAAGCUAGAGAGAGAUUAUCAUUGUACUUACAUUCAAUCCCAUUGCUGAGAAAAUAAAGUUAAAAGUUGCUAGCAAGUUUGAUUGGUUCUGUAGCUUAUUUGAAGAAGUUCACUCUUUUUUUGGUCUCUGAUGAA
Molecule: messenger RNA, 3791 nt
Organism: Benincasa hispida (wax gourd)
Lineage: Eukaryota; Viridiplantae; Streptophyta; Magnoliopsida; Cucurbitales; Cucurbitaceae
Product: SWIM zinc finger family protein
Molecular function (GO): zinc ion binding
Source: RefSeq, a predicted model, not a curated record